Messenger RNA from Striga asiatica, 591 nucleotides. The record is from the annotation of a GenBank genome assembly. Lineage: Eukaryota; Viridiplantae; Streptophyta; Magnoliopsida; Lamiales; Orobanchaceae.
AUGCCGUAUGGACCGUACUCGAGCUUGUGUCAAUGUCCCCAGAAGGAAGGAUUAUACCAGCAUGUUUCAACGAGAACACUGAAAAAACCUAAUUCAGCUCUAUGUAAGAUAGCCAAAUCGCAGAUCAACCAAGUUCAGGCCAUCAGGCUGCAAUCUCCCUCCAGCAGCUCGGCUCAGCUUGGAUGCAGCGCAACAGCACGACCAGGCGUCACAGGACUAAUGAGUGGCGCCCAGCAGUGCGACCCAAGUGUCGCGGGCCUUUUUCCACAUCCAGCCCAUCAAGUUCCGCGGCCCAGUAUCCGCUCCCAGUGGUCAGCCCGCACCAGCCCGUGCCUCCACCUGUUGCAGCCAGCGUGUAGGCCCGGUAAAUCCUGCGCGUCCUUCCCAACAAUGGCCCAUUUCCCAGCGGACCAACACGUGUAUCCUCAGCCCUGUACACCCAGCAGCAGCCCAACCUCCUGCGUUUCAGCCUGCCAGCGCCCUAGCUGCAUCCGUACCAGCCCAGUGAUGCAGACAACGAGCCUAGUGUGCCAUCCAGCAAGUCCACACAUCCAGCUGCUCAUGUGCGACGUCCGCGGUGUGCUGCGCUGA